Neoarthrinium moseri is the source of this 2337-nucleotide messenger RNA. RefSeq lists its product as uncharacterized. Gene Ontology annotation, biological process: carbohydrate metabolic process. The transcript is spliced from 2 exons. Lineage: Eukaryota; Fungi; Ascomycota; Sordariomycetes; Amphisphaeriales; Apiosporaceae. The record is from RefSeq and is a predicted model, not a curated record. The coding region runs from base 1 to 2337 and encodes 778 amino acids. Gene Ontology annotation, molecular function: hydrolase activity, hydrolyzing O-glycosyl compounds; carbohydrate binding.
AUGAAGUUUCGCGAUGGGAUGUGGCUUGUUGCGGAGGGCAUGCAGGUUGAGUAUGCCGAAGAAGUAUACGAGACCAAUCCGACCGAAAACGGACUGAGCCUCCUCUGUCCAUCGAGAAAGAUAUUCUCCCGAGGCGAUACGCUUAACCGUAGCACUUUAAAGAUCGACAUUGAAGCAGCUUUCGAUGGAGUCAUCUCGGUGGAGACAACCCAUUGGGCCGGUGCAGUAAAUCGUGGGCCGCACUUCGAGCUCUAUCCCAACGGUCGCCCGAAAGUGGAAGCCAAGAUUUCCAAGAGCGACAAAGGCACAUCCCUCUCGUCCGGCUCCCUGUCAGCCACCAUACAUCCGGAUCAGCACAAUUUUGACAUCCGAUUCCACAGUACAGAUGGGUCGAAGCAGCUCACAUCGCUCCUGAGCCGCAGUGUCGGACUGGCCUAUAAUCCAGCACCUAGCAACCCAUUGCAGACCGGUGAUAUGCGAGACUUCAAGCACUACAUCUUCACACAAACAACUUUGGGUGUAGGGGAGUCCGUCCACGGUCUUGGAGAACGUUUCGGUGCCUUCAACAAGGUUGGACAGUCUGUGCAGCUAUGGAACGCUGACGGAGGCACCUCGAGUGAUCAAGCAUACAAGAACGUGUCGUUCUGGCUCAGCUCCAAGGGUUACGGUAUAUUCAUAGAUACUCCGGGCAAAGUCGAUCUAGAAAUCGGAAGCGAACGGACCAACCGUGUUCAAACCAGCAUCGAGGGGCAAAGACUGAAGUGGUAUAUCAUCUAUGGCCCGACGCCCAAGGAGGUGCUGCAACGAUACUCGAUUUUGACUGGGAAACCUGGCAAAGUGCCCAGUUGGAGCUUUGGCUUGUGGCUAAGUACGAGCUUUACCACCAACUAUGAUGAAGCCACUGUGAACUCGUUCCUCGAAGGCAUGAAGGAGCGAGACACGCAAGUUGAUGUAUUUCACUAUGAUUGUUUCUGGAUGAAGGCAUUCACCUGGUCCGAUUUCGUCUUUGACGCCGAAAGGUUCCCUGAUCCCAAAAGCCAGAUCACCAGGCUCAAGUCCUCUGGUCUGGCUAAUAAGGUCUGCGUAUGGAUCAACCCAUAUAUUGCUCAGCAUGGUGCAGCAUUCGAGACAGCAGCAAAGAACGGGUACCUGCUCAAGAGAAAGAAUGGAGACAUUUGGCAGUGGGACCUGUGGCAGGCCGGCAUGGCUCUCGUCGAUUUCACAAACCCUGAGGCCGUCAAAUGGUACGUAGAGUGCCUAAACGGUCUAUUCGACCAGGGAGUCGACGCGAUCAAGACAGACUUUGGCGAGCGCAUCCCCUCGUUGGACGUUGAGUGGUUCGACAAGUCCCUUGACCCCAAGAAGAUGCAUAACUACUACGCCUUCAUCUACAAUAAGGUUGUGUACGAAGCCCUCCAGCAACGGUAUGGCGAUGACCAGGCUGUGCUUUUCGCAAGAUCGGCAUGUGCCGGCACUCAGCGGUUCCCUCUCCAAUGGGGCGGCGACUGCGAGUCAACCGCUGAGGCCAUGGGUGAAUCUGUUCGUGGUGGUCUAUCGCUGGGUCUCUCUGGUUUUGCAUUUUGGUCAGUCGACAUUGGCGGUUUCGAAGGCUAUCCCCCACCGUGGAUCUACAAGCGCUGGGUCGCGUUCGGACUUUUAUGCUCGCAUAGUCGUCUCCAUGGCAGUGGUUCAUAUCGUGUCCCUUGGACCAUUGACAACGAUGACAAGAGUGAAGAAGGCUGCUCACGUACGCUUUCGAAAUGGACUGCUCUGAAGACGCGUCUCAUGCCGUACCUGUUUGCGCAAGCAGCCAAGGCAAUCGACCAGGGUAUUCCGCUAUCUCUUCGCGCAAUGUGCCUGGAGUUUCCGGAAGAUCCGACUGCCUGGUACCUAGACCGUCAAUUCAUGGUCGGAGACAGCAUAUUGGCUGCUCCAAUCUUUGACGAGUCCGGCGAGGUCGAAUUUUACCUGCCAAAGGGCAAGUGGACUUGCUUCUUCACUAACAAGACCCGUGAUGGCCCAGGGUGGUUCAAGGAGAAGCACGGAUUCUGCAGUCUUCCAUUGUAUGUCCGAGAGAAGACCGUGCUGGUGCUGGGCAAGUCGGAUAUUAGGGGCGUCGUCUAUGAUUAUGCUGCAGACGUUGAAGUUUGUCUUUAUCAUAUUGAGGAAGGUGCGGGUGCUGAUUUACGUGAUAAUGCUGGCAAAACCCUCGGGUCCUUGAAGGUUGAUGCCCAGGGAGAACUCAAGGGGACUGAAAUUCUGAAGGGGUCGUGGCAGACGAGCAAGGAUGGCCGCAAGAUCGAUGAUUCCUAUUCGGAAACAAUCCAAUGGUUGUGA